UUUCUGCUUCAGGUCAAUGACAGAGUUGGACCAAUGCUAGAUAGAAAAGACAGACAGAUGCUGGUUCAACAAAGGUCUGAAAUAUUAUUUCUUAUUAUUUAUGUCUGCACAACAAUAACAAAAGUAAUCUCAACUCAGUAACCUCAGUCUCCUGAACAAACACACUCUCGGAAACACACAAAGACAGCAAAGGAGGAAUCCCGUCUGUCCCUCCUUUAAAAUGGAGCAGCCACCCAGUGCGUCAGUAAACUGAUUACCCCAGCUGUCAGUCUGAAUAAGGCCAGGCUUUGGGAUCCUCCCGUCCCCUCUGAUCCUCACCAUGGGACAGAGCCGGUCCUCCUGAAGAGUCUGAGAACAAUCUCAGAACAGGAUGGACACAAACACACGAAGCAGGGAAGGAACCAUGGCUAAAUAAAUCAGCAGGUAAGAGGAUGCAGCGGCUUUUUUGAUGUCUUACUCUGAGACUUUGUGUUGGGCUGAUUUCAGCUGAUUGAGUCAGGCAUCAGGCUAUAUCUUAAAGCACUACAGAUUUAAUGUAUCCACGUGUUUCUGAGUCGUAUACACAGUGGUGUGUCUGAUGUAGAUGCUCAUAGUUUUGUGUAUACAUGCUUCUUGCUUCAUCUAAUCCUGGUUUCUUAUUUCAGAUUCUACUGGGAAUAUUGCCUUCCAGGAAUUGCAUGACCACAUAAGAUACAUGAACUAAUGAGAAAAGUAACUGUAGGAGUAUCAAAAGAAAAGUCACAGCCGAGAGGAUAAAGGAGGGGUACUCUGAGGCAGCUAGUCACUAAGGGGAGGGCAACAGGAUACAACUAGUGGGUGGACCUUGAUGCUUGUUUCUGUGCACAAGUCUCUCACUUAUAUGCUCCCUUUCCCUCCAAACAAUAGCAUGAGUUUGAGUCAUUUGGAGUGCAGGCAGAUUUCCCCAGUCUACAGUAGUUAUAUUUCACUGUUCUGUUUCUUUCAGCACUACCAUUGACUGGCUUUCCACCACCAGAAGUUUUAAAGCUCCGCAAAGACCUUGAAUCACUCUCCGGACUGCCUAAACAAGUCAGAGUACUGCAGGAAACUGAGGACCCUGAGCUGCUCUUGGCAGCUCCAAAACAAUGGCACAGUGCACGCCGGAUGCCAGCCCCGCCAAGGGGAUCCAGAAUCCAAAUGCUGACAUCAAGGACUCAAGUGAAGUUUCAACCGAGUCUUCAUCAGCUGCGACAGGCAGAGUCAGACCUGCAGACCUGGGGCUCAUUCGAAGCUUGUCCAAGUCAGACUCUGACUUGUUGGCGUCACCACUUGGAGAAGAGGAUGGAGGUCUGGCUGGCCGCAGUGGGUCGGUGUCUAACUGCAGCUCUGGGCAGCCAUCCAUGGAGCGCAUGCCUUCCUUUGCUUCUGAGUGGGAUGAGAUUGAGAAGAUCAUGAGCUUGAUUGGAGCAGGCUUUGAAACAUCCAAAAACAAACAGCCCACACCAAGCUCAGAUGGGGCCUGUGGUAAAGCCCUGGAUCAGCCGGUGGGAGAGUGGCUGGAGCACGUGGGGCUGCCGCAGUACGAGAGCAAGUUCCUGCUCAAUGGCUUCGACGACCUACGAUUCAUGGGAAGUAACGUGAUGGAGGACCAGGACCUCAGAGACAUUGGGAUCACUGACCCAGGACACAGAAAGAAGAUCCUCCAUGCAGCACGCAGCUUGCCAAAGGUAAAAGCACUGGGCUGUGAUGGCAGCACAUCUCUCUCCUCUUGGCUGGAUGGCCUCGGUCUGCAUGAAUAUCUACCCAACUUCCUUUCAAGUGGCUACCGCACCCUGGAGUGUGUUAAGAACCUGUGGGAGCUGGAGAUCGUCAAUGUUAUUAAGAUUGGUCCCCUGGGCCACAGAAAGAGGAUCAUUGCUUCUCUAGCAGAGAGACCCUAUGAAGAGGCUCCAACUAAGUCCCGUCGUCUGUCCCCAAUUAUGUUUCAUGACCUCCUGUCCCAGACCACGUCUCCCCUCAGUCAGAUGGACCCCUACACCAGUCGCUCCAUGGACAUGCUCCUGCCCCUGACUGAGUCAGACCGGAGGCGGAGAGGAGUCGACCAAGACUGUAGUGUAUCUCUGCGGUCUUAUAGUGAGAGGCCGCGCUCUGUAGACAGACAGAGUGAGCGACACAAAGAGUCUCGUUUAAACCUCCGGCCACCGAGCCACUCUGCUACCUACGCCACAGUGUCCGCCUGGCAUCACCAGCCUGAGAAACUCAUCCUGGACUCCUGCGGGUACGAGGCAACUUACCUAGGAUCAAUGAUAAUCAGGGAUCUACGAGGGAUCGAGUCCACACAAGAUGCCUGCGCUAAAAUUAGGAAAUCAAAGGAUUCGAGAAAGGGUCCAGUUGUCAUACUGUCCAUUACCUACAGAGGGGUCAAGUUCAUUGAUGCAGCCACGAAGACUAUAGUUGCGGAGCAUGAGAUCAGAAACAUCUCAUGUGCUGCCCAAGACCCAGAUGACCUCUGCACUUUUGCUUACAUUACCAAGGAUCUGAAGAGUGGCCACCACUUCUGUCAUGUCUUCAGCACUGUGGAAGUGACACAGACCUACGAGAUCAUCCUAACACUGGGACAGGCGUUUGAGGUGGCCUAUCAGAUGGCGAUCCAGUCCAGGGCAAGACAAUAUGUGCCCCCUUCAUCUCUGGGCUCAGAGGUCAUAGAGACCAAAACCAGCCGUCCUGUAUCUCAGUCGUGGAGCAGCAUGCGGAGAUCAGCAGGUGCCCCUCUGCUCGAAUGCCGCUGCUGUCACUGUCACACGUGUACUACCCACCGUCCUUCCUUCCUCCCGUUGCACUCUGUUAGCCCUGGAGUCCAGAUCGACCCCCUGGAGAUGGACGCAGACAUGCAGUCCCUGGGCAGCACCACCUGGCUCUUGGACCAGCGGGACUCCAACCGGCGCCCCGUCAGCACCAAGUACGAGACCACCAUAUUCUGAGGCCGGAUCCCCACAGCCGCCCCUCUGCACCCCCCUCGUACUUUCCUCUUCCUCUGCAUCCGGUUCUCCAUUUAUCUCUCUCUCACACAUACACACAUACACUAAUACACACACAUGCACACACACACACACACACACACACACUUACAUACAUAUACACACACACACACACACACACACACACACACACAUAUAUAUGUACACACACACACAAACACACACACGCACACACAUACAUAUAUGUAUACACACACACACACACACACACACACACAUAUACAUACAUGCGAGCCCCGUGCCUUCUCACUGUGAUGGUAUAGCACCCCUCAGGGCUGCCUACUCCUGCACCCUCCUUUGCCCCGACCCAGCGACCCACACCAACCUCCUACCCGCCAUGACAAACACUCCUGCAGCUCUCCCGUGCCUCCCCAACACCCCUGGCAGCCUCCCUCGCCCGUUGCUGCUGCAGCCAAUGGUGGAGCCCUGGAACGGAUGAUCCUGGACUGAUCUCAUUUUACAGUGGCCCUGCUCUCUCAACCAAACUGCCUCUUCCUCCUCAUCCUCCUCUUCCUGACAACUUGCAUCUGCCUCCAAAUCCCCGAUAGCUCCCAGAGGUUGCAUCUUUAUUAUUCUUCCUCUUUCAGGCCAUUUUUUAAAAAAGAAAAGAAAAGAUUCUAAACAGGCAAAACAAGCAUGAUCAUUUUUAUUUUGCUCUGUAUCUAGUUUCUUCAUUGGCUUGACACAACAGCAAGUUUUAGAGUUUUAAGAAACGUUAAGUUUAUAAUAUUGAGUAAAUUACAAGGUUUUAUUAGUCAUACCAAAGGGGCCAGUGAGUCAAAGAAAAAGUUUGACAUUUUGGGAAAUGCGCUUAUUUGCUUUGUUGCAGAGAGUUAUUGGAAAGAUCGAUACCAGUGUCAAGUCCGUACAGCAAAUAUAAAGCUGCAGCCUAGCAAAAAGACUGGAGACGGGGGAAACGGCUUCCCUGGUUUCUGUCCAAAGGUAACAAAACCACCUUCCGGCACCUCUAAAACUCACUAACAUGUUCUCUCUCGUUUGUUUUAUCCAUACAAAAACCUCCUGUAAAACAGUAUGAAACAAAUGUGAUACAUGCGAAUUAUCGAGCUUAAGAGGUGUGAUAGGGGGAUUUUGGUACCUUCAACAGAGCCAGGCUGUUCCCACCCGUUUCCAGUGUUUGUACAAAUCAAGUUAGCCAGCUGCUAAUGGUUGUUUUACAUAUAUGGCACCAAUUUAAGAUCAUCUAACUCUAGGCAAGAAAGCAAAUAAGUGUUUUCCUCAAAAUGUAAACGUUCCUGUAGCAGGACCCUUUGAUAUCUCACAGACAGAAGACUUAAACUCCAGAUCUGUAAAAAUAAGAGAAUGAUAUUUUUUGGGUUUUUUUUUUUCCGUAUUUAUUUUUAUUUUUAAUUCAUUGUCUUAUUUGAUUGUUUUGCCUCAAGACAGUUAUUUUUUUUCUUUCUCCAUCUGUAGCCUGUCCUGUCUUACCAGGCAUCUACCACUGUGAGGCACUAUGAGGAGGCUGCUUUGCUAGCAUGGGAUGCAAGACGGACAAUUAAUCAAUGAAAGACAAAACAGCAACAUGCAGCAAACAACCUGUUUUUUUUUUUUUGUUUUUUUUUCUACGCAUUUGUACAAUACCCAUAAUAUCAACACGAUGGAUGGUUCAUGAAUCUAUCACUGAUGUCUGAACUCAAACGGACCAAGAACUACUGAACCCUCGUACAAAAACACACACAGGAGGACAAGUUUCCUACACUUUACCGAGGACAACAGCCUUACUUCAUUUCGGGAUAUCUAUAAUCAAUUAAAGCCCCCUCCCCUCCCCCCACCUUCCCAUCUUACCCUCAACCUCCCCGAACACCACCACCAUCCAACAACUGCACGCCUUCCCCUGCUUCUAAAAGACUAAGAAAAAAAUAGACAACACUUCUAAUCUCCUGGUGUAUUAAAUUGACUGUGACUGGCUGGGAUGACGUUGUUCUUUUGAUGGUACAGUUUUGUCCAGAUGAGAGUCUUUGCUCUGGCCUUGUACUGCCCUGUGCCUCUCAGCAUUCAUGGUAGCACCGAGAGACUGCAAAUCACAGCAUCUUCUUCUUGUCAAUUUAAAAGGAAAAAAAAAAAAAAAACGGACAAAAAAAACAAAAAAAAAACAAAAACACUGUGUUAAAACAUGGCACUAUCCCUUUUAAUACCUUCUUUUCUUUUUCUUACGGUGCAUAUAGGACAUUAGUGCAUUUUGUGAUACUUUUUGAUAGACGGGGGCUGACUGAAAUACUUUGGGACAGAAUGAGUAAGAAGGGAUUAUGAAGGGAUCCCGACAUUAAUACAACCAGAGGCAAAAAACAAAAAGAAUACUACCAAAAAAAAUAAAAAUAAAACAUGCAUAUGGAGUGUGUUGACAUUGGUUCCACAUGUCACAAUUUUGGUAAUUUAAACGAAAACAUCCUCAACAAGAUUUAAUUUAACUCGAGUAUAUUAAUGAGCCCUGAGCACAAUUUGGCGCACAUUUCCCAACAUAGCAUCUUAUUAUCAUGAUUACAUGGGUAGGUAUCCAUGCUGUUUCACACCAAUUUAGAAUUAGGUACACUACACGCAAAGUAUGUCACUUGAAAAUAAACGGCAGUGAAAAGAUUUAAUUCCACUACAUUAAAAGAGCCAAGCCUAAAUGUUGCUCUGGUGUGAUGUUAAUGCGAAUGGAUUUGUUAUGCUGAGAACGUGACACUUUUUUUUUUUUUUAAGAAUUUUCCUCCUUCCUGCACUGUGACUCAGAAAUGCUCUUUGUGGAGUCGACACAUAUCUGUGGGUUCUCCUCUGUGUGCACUACCUGCUGUGCGUGCUGUAUGCCUUGUUUGUCUGUCCUCAUGGGAGUGUGGACUGUUACCGUUACAUCACUGGCCACUGUCCUUGUUUGUGUGUGCUGCUGCAGGAGACGUGAGGUUUUGAGCUCCUCUCCAGAAGACGGUGUGUCUGGAGACUGACUGUUAAGAUGUAACCGGUCUGUGUGCGGUACCGUGGCUGUGUCAUUGCCACUCUGUUCUGACUGUUAAUUGUUAGCUUCCACUGACUGAUGCAUGUUGGCAGUGUUUUUUGUGUUUUGUACCCUUUGAUGCACUUGGCCUGAGCAGUCGUUGUUUGUACUGUAGCAGUGUCUCGUCUCCUCUCACUCAUCUGCCAUUUGCUUUUUAUGUUCCCGCUCUUUGUUACACACCAAUACAGCGAUUCAUCUUCAUCCUUCCUCCAUGUUUCCAUUGUCGUCACUCCUCCAACAUUUUUGUCACGUAUGUUCUUCCAUUUUGUGUGUCACCAAGACAACCUGCUCUAGUAUGGAUGCAUAAUAUAAAAGCAUUACACUUUAAUGAGCAGCAGCUAUUUAAAGCAAGUUUUGGUGGCAUGUUAUGGCUGUGCAUGUACCAGUCUUUUUAACAUUGGUGUUUUCCUUGUGUAGCUCACCCCAGCGUUCAAGUUUCCGGAUACCAAGCUGUGAGUUGAAGGGGAGCAGCCGAUGUGAGUGUGUUUUGCGUGUGUUGAGUUAGUGGGCAGAGCAGUGGAAAAGAGAUAGAGAAAAUGAGAGGUAAGCCUUACGCAACGUGCAGGGCCAACAAGCGCUACUCUGACAUUUAGAUCUCACUCUGUAUAUCCCCUGCUCCUCCACUGCCCCUGAAAUGAAUCCCAACACACUGACAAAAGGUAACCUGUUGUCCCACAUCACUGGCUAAACAGGACCGGGGUUUCACUCCUGUCUUGAGAAAGGUCAGUCAGAAAGGUCAAGUCUAAUUCCUGGCCUCCAUGUGACUUUCUGAUCUUGUCAUGUAGGUACUGUAAUGUUUAGAGCACUGUAGACCAUUAAUGAUAUAGACCAUUAAUGAGCAUUUCUAUUGAUUCAGGUCUAUUGGAGAUAGUAACUGUGGGGAUUAUUAAAGGAUAAAGAGAAAUGUAACAAAAUGUAGAGAAAAAAAAAAAAAAACUGUACCAGCAUACAAUGCUUUGCCCAUGUUUGUGGACAGAGUAUGGUUUGUCAAUGAAAAUGUGAUACUGUUUAAAAUUUCAAAGCAAUAUUAUAUUAAUGAAAUUAAAUAAUACAAUGACAAAAGAAUCCCUCUCAAGUCUGUUGUCAGCAUUGAUUUUGUUUAAUGGUUGGGUAAUAAAAGAUAAAGAAGAAACAUUACACCAGCUGUUUAAAAUUUAAAGUGACAAUUAUAACAACAUGAUAAUUAUUGUAAAAUUACAGUGUUUCCCCUACAAUAGAGAUUAGUGGGUGGUAAAACUUUUUAAACAAUCAGUCCAGGUUUGUGCCUCUCAUGUAUUAUAUUACAUUCAAGUCACAAGAGUUAAGCAUCGAAUUUUCUAAAGUCAGGUGCCUGGCGAUCUUUAUCACACUGCUGAUGGUAUUGUAUCUUCACAAACUCUUCUAACCAUCUGGACAAAAAGAAAAAAAAACAUUGUUGCAUGAUUAAAUACAGAUUUUCAACCCAUUUCCCCAAAUUAUGGCUCUCCUAAACCAAAGAAAAGCAGUAGCAGGACAUGUCCUUGCUUGAUUUGUACGAUGUGUAAAAAAGUCACACCGUUAUAUAUCAGUUACAUUUGUUUAAGAUAAUGUUUCUGUCAAUUGUAUUAUGUUUUUACACACAAUUCUGCAUUGGUAUUUUUCUUGUGCUCCACUGAAUGUAGAGAUAUGAUACCUGAAUUACUAAUUGAGUUGAGUGAUAUGGGAAACGGGUU
This is a messenger RNA of Seriola aureovittata, 7676 nucleotides long. It is a transcript of the gene anks1ab, whose product is annotated as ankyrin repeat and sterile alpha motif domain containing 1Ab. Gene Ontology annotation, molecular function: protein binding. The record is from RefSeq and is a predicted model, not a curated record. NCBI's taxonomy places the organism in Eukaryota, Metazoa, Chordata, Actinopteri, Carangiformes, Carangidae. Gene Ontology annotation, cellular component: cytosol. The transcript is spliced from 14 exons. The coding region runs from base 1104 to 2939 and encodes 611 amino acids.